Branchiostoma floridae (Florida lancelet) is the source of this 2099-nucleotide messenger RNA. RefSeq names its product transmembrane protein 87A-like. The record is from RefSeq and is a predicted model, not a curated record. Gene Ontology annotation, cellular component: Golgi apparatus; membrane. Gene Ontology annotation, biological process: retrograde transport, endosome to Golgi. Bases 47 to 2011 code for a protein of 654 amino acids. NCBI's taxonomy places the organism in Eukaryota, Metazoa, Chordata, Leptocardii, Amphioxiformes, Branchiostomatidae. The transcript is spliced from 19 exons.
CCCUGCGUGGAGAGGUCAUGACGCAUGCGUGCUAGGAAGAAGCAAAAUGGCAGCAAGACGUGGCGAUUUUGUCAUCACCGUCGGUGUUUUUAUCGUCCUGCUCUCUUCUGUUGGAGUUGUGGCGACUCCAGAGCAGGGGAAAUGGUCUUCAACAAUCAAGGUAACAGGGGAACAUGUCAACCAACCUCUGUAUGCUGGCUUCGUCAAGACCAUGUACAAUCAGACAUCUGUGGCAAUUACAGUGACCUGUGAGUCGUCAUCAGACCAGGAUAGUCCCUUUGAGUUCAAGGUCGGCUGGAUGCUCCGCUUCUCUGACUGCUUUGAAGAGUUUGUUGACCUUGGAGAUUCAGCAUUCCAAGAGUACUAUGACAGCCCCCAACAGUCCUACCCUGUGUACGACUAUGGCAAGUACCAAAAGGUGGAAUAUCCGGAAACUUACAAGUGUGGGGAUCCUUUUCAUCUGGUGGACUUAAAGCCAGAUAUUAACCUGGUAGACAGGCCCCUCAGCGUGAACGCCUCUGCAGAGAAGAGGGGGGACGAAACGGCUGGAGAGACGUCAUUGGUCGAUCCAAACACCCGGAGCAGGCGAGCCCCAGCACCUAGGAAGAAGGGCGGGUCAAAGAAGAAACCUGCAGCAAAGCCAGCACCACCGGCACCGCCAGCAGAAGAAAAAGAACCAGAAAAGAAGGAAGAAGAGACUGAGGAGGUGGAAGAAAAGGCAGAUACUCCAAAUGUGGAAGCAGAGAGCCAACAACAGCAACAAGAACAGCAGCAAGAAGCCGAAACACAGGAAACCAUAAGAGAGGUUGGCAACCACUCCCAGAUUGGUGAUGAGCACUCAGGUAAUGUUGUAACCCAUUCCUGGGAGAGUGGCCCCUACUUGCUAGUAGUGAGAAUUCUACCAGUGAAGACGGAGGGUGUAGAAGACUACCAAUUGACUGUUGGUGUUUCUGAGAGAAAAGGCACCAGCUACCUUUCUGCUACGGACUGGGCACUGCUACCUUUCUAUGGAGUGAUGUGUGGCGUGUACGUGGUUUACGGAGUGAUCUGGCUGCUCCUGCUGGCCUGCCAGUGGAGAGACCUCCUGCGGAUCCAGUUCUGGGUGGGCGGAGUCAUCAUCCUGGGCAUGCUGGAGAAAGCUGUGUUCUAUGCAGAGUACCAGCAUGUCAACAGCACUGGGGUGUCAGUGCGAGGAGCUGUAGUGUUUGCUGAGCUGGUGUCCUGUCUGAAGAGAACCCUGGCUCGCAUGCUGGUCAUCAUCGUCUGUCUGGGGUAUGGAAUCGUCAAGCCCCGUCUUGGCCCAAUGCUGCACCGUGUGUUGGGUGUGGGUGCCCUGUACUUCAUCCUGGGGUCUGUGGAGGGCUGUCUACGCUCCAUCAGACCCAAACAGGACCCGACCAAUCAGGCGCUGCUGGCGUCCAUCCCGCUGGCCGUGCUGGACUCCGCUAUCUGCUGGUGGAUCUUCAGCAGCCUGGUGCAGACCACUCGCACCCUUCGCCUGCGCCGUAACCUCGUCAAACUGUCACUGUACAGACACUUCACUAACACUCUCAUCUUCGCUGUGCUAGCUUCCAUCGCCUUCAUGAUUUGGUCCUUCAAGACAAUCAGAUUCACACAGUGCCUGUCAGACUGGUCAGAAUUGUGGGUGGAUGAAGCCUACUGGCACCUCCUGUUCUCGGUCAUCCUGAUGGUCAUCAUGGUCCUGUGGAGGCCUACGGCCAACAACCAGCGCUAUGCCUUCUCUCCCCUGAGUGAGGAACAUGAUGUGGAAGCUGAGGAACCCAUGCUCAACGAUGCUUUUGAGGGUAUGAAGAUGCGCGGCCUUAGUGGGAAAAACAAUGCCAACGGCAACUCUCCAGGCAUGAAUGAUACGGACACCAAGGCUGAGGAGGAUUUGAAAUGGAUAGAAGAAAACAUUCCAUCCUCAGUUGCUGAUACGGCCCUGCCAAGUCUUUUAGACUCUGAUGAAGAAAUUAUGACCACUCGGUUUGAGAUGAACAAGAUGGAAUGAUGAAAAGCACAACUCCUGGUAAGACACAUACAUGUAAGACUUGCACUGAGACUAGAGUAAGAUUGUGUUUGUGUUUCAAUUGGCCCUG